Ectocarpus siliculosus is the source of this 762-nucleotide messenger RNA. NCBI's taxonomy places the organism in Eukaryota, Phaeophyceae, Ectocarpales, Ectocarpaceae. The record is from the annotation of a GenBank genome assembly.
UACGCGUGCGAGAGCGAGAGCACCUGAAAGAGAGAGAGAGAGAGAGGAAGAGCGAUACAGGUGUGGCAAGUUUACAGGAGGUGUAUACACGGCCGCGACACAAUGGUCUCUUGUGCAGUACUGAUGGCGGUGGCCGGCAUGGCCAUGCUAGGGUCCUCAACAACGAGCGCCUUCACCUCUCCGGCCAUCAUCCGGUCCCAGCACAGCAGAGCGGCGGCGCGACCAAGCUGCGACCACGCCGCACGCACGCAAGCGCCGAGCCGACAUCCUGUCGCCGCGAAGGCCGGCGGACGACGAUACGCGUCACAGCUGCGAAUGAGCACCGCCGAGGAGACUCCUGCGGCGGCCGCGGCCGUAGCUCGGGAGCCGACGAGAGACAUUCCCACCACAUUGCCGUCGGAGUGCGGGAUAGACUACGUGCCGCUGGCUACGAUGUUGGCCACGGGGGACCUCAAGGGCGCCGACCAGUUCACGCGGGACGCACUCAUCAAGGCGGCGGGAGCGGGCAGCCAAAAGAGGGACUUUGUGUACUGGACGGAGGUCAAGAACAUCCCCAACACGGACUUGGCGACCAUGGAGAACCUGUGGCUGAGCUACAGCAAGGGAAAGUUCGGCUACAGCGUACAAAAGGACCUCUGGCGGAAGACCAAGGGCGACUUCGAGAACUUUUGCCGCCGCAUCGGCUGGACUACCAUGGACGCUGAGGUACAGGCACCGACGGAAAAGCAAAAGCAGACAGCAAGACAACAAGUGAGAGGAUAA